Rhodamnia argentea is the source of this 1442-nucleotide messenger RNA. RefSeq names its product probable purple acid phosphatase 20. The transcript has 5 exons. The coding region runs from base 42 to 1349 and encodes 435 amino acids. Gene Ontology annotation, molecular function: acid phosphatase activity; metal ion binding. The record is from RefSeq and is a predicted model, not a curated record. NCBI's taxonomy places the organism in Eukaryota, Viridiplantae, Streptophyta, Magnoliopsida, Myrtales, Myrtaceae.
CCCAGAAAAAGGAAAAAAAAAAAAAAAAAGCGCACGCUCCGAUGAGGCCGCUUCUCGCCCUUCUCGCUCUGAUUGCCGCGGCCUUCGCCGGGGCCUGCUUCAACCCCGCGGCAGCAGCGGAGGGCACGUCGUCCUACAAUCGACCGGAACCGCGGCCCGCCAUGUUCGUCCGCGACUCCGACAACGAGGACUCGGCUUCUCCUCAACAGGUGCAUACAUCUCUGGUGGGUCAAGAUAAAAUGAGGAUCUCAUGGAUCACCCAGGACUCGGCUCCUCCGACCGUGGAAUACGGCAAGUCGCCGGGCGUAUACCAGAAUUCAGCAACAGGAAAUACUACUUCAUACAAGUACGCGCUGUACACGUCCGGGGAAAUCCACGAUGUAGUCAUCGGUCCGCUGGAACCGGAUACAGUAUAUUACUAUCGAUGUAGCUCAGACUCGACUGGGGAAUUCAGUUUCAAGACACCUUCUGCGCAGUUACCAAUCAAAUUCGCAAUAGCAGGCGACCUCGGACAGACAGGAUGGACCAAAUCAACCCUUCAACACAUAGCGCAAUCGAACUAUGACGUCCUGCUGCUGCCCGGCGACCUGUCUUAUGCCGACUUCUACCAGCCUAGGUGGGACUCGUUCGGCCGCCUGGUCGAGCCCCUGGCCAGCCAGAGGCCCUGGAUGGUGACCCAAGGCAACCACGAAAUUGAGAAGGUGCCGAUCAUCCAUCCUGAUCCCUUCACGUCCUACAACGCGAGGUGGCGGAUGCCGUUCGAGGAGAGCGGCUCGGACAGCAACCUGUACUACUCGUUCGAUGUCGCCGGGGUCCACAUCAUCAUGCUGGGCUCAUACACGGACUUCGACCCGAGCUCAGCCCAGUACAAGUGGUUGCAAGCUGACUUGGGGAAGGUGGACCGGACGAGGACCCCUUGGAUCGUGGUGCUGAUCCAUGCUCCGUGGUACAAUUCUAACACUGCUCAUCAAGGCGAGAAGGAAUCGGUCAGUAUGAAGGCCUCCAUGGAAGGUUUGCUGUAUCAAGCACGAGUCGACAUGGUUUUCGCGGGGCAUGUGCAUGCCUACGAGCGCUUCACCCGCGUCUACAACGGAAAAGCCGAUGCUUGCGGUCCGGUGCACAUCACCAUUGGCGACGGCGGCAACCGUGAAGGACUUGCCAAAAGGUACAUGAAUCCGACACCGCUGAUAUCGGUUUUCCGGGAGGCGAGCUUUGGGCACGGGCAACUGGACGUGGUGAAUGCAACUCAUGCGCUUUGGACAUGGCACAGGAAUGACAACGAUGAGGCUGUGGAAGCAGAUUCGACUUGGUUGGCCAGCCUCUUGUCCGACCCUGCCUGUAAAUUGUGAGAACCUCGAUACGGAGAGGUAUAGAAACACCCGAAUGCACGAGUGGAUAUAGGCAAAGUUGGUUCAGGGAUAGAAUAAACAUAUUGUUCUUCA